Molecule: messenger RNA, 1281 nt
Organism: Exophiala viscosa
Lineage: Eukaryota; Fungi; Ascomycota; Eurotiomycetes; Chaetothyriales; Herpotrichiellaceae
Product: TfdA family taurine catabolism dioxygenase TauD
Exons: 3
Coding region: 28-1281 (417 amino acids)
Molecular function (GO): oxidoreductase activity
Source: RefSeq, a predicted model, not a curated record
CAAUCGCGCUAUCAGUUAUUCGCCGCAAUGGUUGUCGAGGCUCUCACGGAAGUCAUUGCACCGGAAGGUGUCAAGGCAAGGCUCAUCGCAACCAAACAAUCUGACAUCAGUCUUCCACAUGCUGAACAGACCAACGGACGAAUAGUGCCUCUCAAACACCCAGCUGAAAGCAAGGUAGACUUUGGUGCCGAGAUCUAUGGAAUCGACCUGAACAAGCUCACUGAUGCCGACUUCGACUUUGUAUCCGAUGCACUGCACAAGCACAAAGUCUUGAUUUUCAAGGAGCAGCCACAAAUGCUCAAGCCACAACAGCAGUACCUCUUAACUGCCAACUUUGAUCCGGACGAGACGACUGGAGGCUUUGCCCACGGGGCCGAUCCGUUUCUGACUUCACACAACAACGUCAACAUCUACGGCAUUCAGAGUCGGCCUGCCAUUCCUGUUCAGCCACAAGUCCAUAUUCUUGGACGAGGCGAAGUUCCUGAAGGCCACUAUCAAUUUCCCCCCGGGUUCAAAGUCAAGGGCAUCGAUCACCAUGAAUUCCAUCUUCCACCUCAUGUUCCCCAAGAGGAACGAGAGAAAGGUGCUAGUCGAUUCUACCAGUGGCACUGGGAUGGAGCCCUCUACAACAUUCCUCCUCCCAGGGUAGGCUGUUUAUUGGCCGUCAGAACCCCCAAGGGCCCAGAUGUCACCGUCAGAUGGGAGGAUGGUACCGGGACGGAGAUGGAAAUCCCACCAGGGGCCACCGCGUACGUUGCUGGUUCCAGGGCUUUGGACCUCCUCGACGACGAGACCAAACAAGUUGCUCUUCAUUCGCGAAUCGAGUAUGCGCCACAUGCUUUCAAAUGGAUGUCAACCGCCCACAGCGCAAGGCUUGGGCACAUCCUCGAGACCGAAGGCCUAGAGCUGACUCACGAGAAGCUCCCGCCCAUCGAAGAGAGCAAAAUUUGCAUCUACCCCAUGGUGUGGACCAACCCUAAGACCGGUGAAAAGUCCUUGCAAGUGCAUGGACAGGGCGCCGUCAAGUUGUACCUCAGAAGCAGCCCAGAAGGGCGAGAAAGGAUCAUUGACGAUCUGAAAGAAGUCAGAAGCUUCAUGAACAAAAUCAUGAGGCGAGCUAUCUCGCCCGAGAACAUUUAUGCACAUCGCCACGAUGAGCAAGAUGUCGUGCUUUGGUACAAUCGUGCAUUAUGGCAUAGCAUCACCGAGUUUCCCGAGUCUUAUGGACCAAGAAUCAUGCAUCAGUGCAACAUUGCUGCAUCUGACCACCCGUCAGGCUAG